This is a messenger RNA of Dromiciops gliroides (monito del monte), 3801 nucleotides long. It is a transcript of the gene SKIDA1, whose product is annotated as SKI/DACH domain containing 1. The record is from RefSeq and is a predicted model, not a curated record. The transcript is spliced from 2 exons. Bases 794 to 3634 code for a protein of 946 amino acids. NCBI's taxonomy places the organism in Eukaryota, Metazoa, Chordata, Mammalia, Microbiotheria, Microbiotheriidae.
AUUUUACAUAUCAGCUUGCAAUCUGCCAAAGGAAGCAUUGUAAUCCAACUGAGAAGAAGCUUGCUCUCACUUGGCAGUCUGGGAUAUCCUCGUGAAUGACACGAAAAUGUCUUUUAAGGUACCUAAGAAGAAGUUAAAUCUUAAUGUUACAUAUCCAAAGUAAAUUAAAAAAAAAAAGAUCAGAAUGCUUGGCUUCCAUGGAAAAAUAGAAGACUGUGAAAAGCUCACUGAAAACUACCAACCAGGAGCAUCAUAGACUACUGAAAGUCUACAUCACACAGCAGCACUUUUUUUUCAUCAUUAUUACGUAAAACCUCUGGAAGCACCUUGGGUGUUUUACAUUUUCUUUUCUUUGCUGCAGAAGCAAUCAGCUCCCUGGAAUCCUGGCUGCACAAUCCAAGACCCUGGAAUCGCCUAGACUGGGGAUCCUACUACGAUUUUGCAAGCGAUCCAGCCUGGUUAAUUGUGAAAAGUGUACACAUUUCUGGCUUAUCUAUGCUUUGUUAUGGGUCUGACGUGAAACCACCUCCUCCCUCCAUACUACAGAGCAGAUAUUCUGUUGAGCUGUUACAGUUUUUCGGAGCAGAAGCCUUCGACAGCCUCCACAGCCAAAUAACUUUGUUACUGGAUAUAAAAAGGCUAGAUUAAGCAAAAGAGGAAAAUCAAGGGAAAUCCAAAACCAGGAUGCCUUGAGACAUAUGCAGCAUCUGGUGGAGGAUUAACAUACAUACAUCUCUAUGUAUGCGUCACAUAUAUAUUUACUGCAAAUGGUGGGAAUCAUUUAAGACCCGAAAUGGGCGACUUGAAGUCGGGCUUUGAAGAGGUGGAUGGCGUGAGGCUCGGGUACCUCAUCAUUAAAGGAAAGCAAAUGUUUGCACUCUCCCAGGUUUUCACAGACUUGCUGAAAAACAUCCCGAGGACCACCGUACACAAACGAAUGGAUCAUCUGAAAGUGAAAAAGCACCACUGCGACCUGGAGGAGUUGAGGAAACUCAAGGCUAUCAACAGCGUUGCCUUCCACGCAGCCAAAUGCACUCUGAUCUCCCGGGAAGACGUGGAAGCGCUUUACACUUCUUGCAAAACCGAACGGGUCCUCAAAACCAAGCGGAGGAAAGUCAGCAGGGCUUUGUCAACAAAGGAGCUCCAACCGGAACACGCCGCCGCCGACCCUUACCCCGGCUUUUGGAAGGACAACCACCAACUUUGGCUGGGAUUGAAUGAAUCGACGCAGGCUCUGCCAAUCAGCAGGCAGGCUCUGCGUCCCGGGGACGCCGCCUCGCUACCGGCAGUCGAUCUACCUCAGAUUUUUAGUAAAUCUCCGGGUCAGCGCUACCCGGAAAUCGCGCGAUCGCCUUGCAAACCCCCUCUAAACUAUGAAACUGCUCCAGUCCCCGGGAACUACAUCGCCUUCCACUCGGAUCCCCCGUACUUUCGGAGCCUGCUCUGCAGCAAGCACCCGGCGGCGGCGGCGGCGGCGGCUGCAGCUGCGGCCGCCGCCGCCGCCGCCUACUACCAGUCUUCCGCAGCCCUCCCGCAGCCCAAGCUUGCGGCCGGGACCGCGGGGAGCCCCGUGAGCUUGACUUACAGAUACAAGCGGAAGCGAGCCUGCGAGGCGGGCGGCAAAGACUGCCUGCUGAACCCCCACGCCAACGCCCGGCGCCUCCUCAUCCUGCCUAGGUCCUACAAAGCCAAGGCGGCGGCGGCGGCGGCUGCAGCAGCGGCGGCGGCGGCGGCGGCAGCGGGGGCCACUUGUCUGGAAAGGUUUCACCUCGUCAACGGUUUCUGCCCUCCUCACCACCACCACCACCACCACCACCAUCACCCCCACCCCCACCCCCGGCCACAGCAGCCGCAGCAGCCGCCGCCCCCGCAGCCGCUGCCGCAGCCUGCCCACCAUCCCCCGCACCUCCCCCAUCACCAGCCGCCGCCGCCUCAGCCGCCGCCGCCGCCACCGCAGCCGCAGCAGCAGCCACAUCUGGGCAGCUUCCCCGAGAGUUACAGCAGCGACUCCGAAUCCAGCUCGUACUCAGACCAUGCAGCCAACGACUCGGAUUUUGGCUCCAGCCUGUCCAGUACCAGCAACUCCGUGUCCUCCGAAGAGGAGGAAGAGGAGGAGGAGGGAGAGGAGGAGGAGGAGGAGGAGGAGGAAGAAGAGGAAGAGGAGGAGGACGGGAGUGGCUUGUCGGACUCGAGCGAGGUCAGCUCUGAGGAGGAGGACUCGUCUUCGGACUCGGAUUCCAGCUCCGGCUCCAGCCAGGUCUCAGUGCAGAGCAUCCGUUUCAGGCGUACUAGCUUUUGUAAACCUCCUAGCAUGCAGGCGCAGGCCAACUUCUUGUACCACCUGGCCACCGCCGCCACUGCAACCAAACCCGUUGCUUUCGAGGAGGCCGGCAAGCUGCCCGACCUCAAAAGUAAUGUCAAAGCAGAAUCGCCAGAGGAUUGGAGUCAUCAGAGCUGGGCAUCCAAAGCGCCUCCCGUGUGCUGCCCCGGCAGUCUGGGAAGUUGUUUCACUGAGAUAAGGAACGAUAGGGUAUCUGAGAUCACAUUCCCACACUCUGAAAUUUCCAAUAACUUAAAGAGAACUGACCUGACAAUUAACUGCGUUGCAGAGGGGGCCUCUUCACCUAGCCCAAAGACAAACAAUGCAUUUCCACCACAACGAACACUCAGAGAGGCUAGGAAAUGCCUGCAAGCUACUACUACUCACUGUGCAGAUAACAAUACAAUACCUUCUAGGUUCUUAAAUAAUGAUUCUGCUGCUGCAGCAGCAGCAAAUUCAGAAAAAGGUUCUAAAAUCCCUCAUUGUAUUGAAUUUGCCACGGAUUUGCCCCCUUUACAAACUGAUCCUGAGGUGGAUGCUGCUGUCGCUCCUGCACACCCAGAAGCAGCAGCAGCAGCAGCAGCUAAAACAGAAACUCCGUGCCCUGACUCAGGCAAUAAAGCAUUGCCAUUUCUGCACAAUAUUAAAAUCAAAAUAGAGGACAGUAGUGCUAAUGAAGAAUAUGAACCUGACCUUGUUAAGCAUAAGCUAAAGUGUGAGUGCAAUGAUACAAAGGGUGAGUUUUACAGUGUGACUGAAAGUAAGGAGGAGGACGCUUUGUUAACAGCCAAGGAAGAUUUUGCAUGCACUGAAAAAGAAACCACUUCCUUAAACCCACUGACUCAGAGUCAGGGCCUUUCAUGCACUUUAGGUUCUCCAAAACCUGAGGAUGGGGAAUAUAAAUUUGGUGCGAGGGUGAGAAAAAAUUACAGGACACUGGUGCUGGGAAAGCGACCUGUACUGCAGACUCCUCCAGUCAAACCAAAUUUGAAAUCAGCUAGAAGCCCUCGUCCUACAGGUAAAACUGAGACACAUGAAGGAACACUGGAUGAUUUUACAGUUACCAAUAGACGAAAAAGGGUAGCCAGCAAUGUAGCAUCAGCAGUGAAAAGGCCAUUUAAUUUCAUGGCAAAUUUUCCCUGUCCACCAUCACUAAUUAUUGGGAAUGAUGGGGAUUUGUUGCCGGCUUAUUCCUUAAACACCACUAAGGAUUCCCAACCUCCUCACAAGGCCCAUCCUAUAUGGAAAUGGCAGCUGGGCGGUUCUGCAAUACCUCUUCCACCUAGUCACAAAUUCAGGAAAUUUAAUUCAUAAAAAUAUUUUGGGAGAUAUUUUCUUGAACCAUAUUACCUUCCUUAUGUUGUAAACUGCACGGGAUGGUUUGUACAAGUCCAUUAUUCUUUACACCCCUUUUGGAGUCCUGGUUUAUCACAUUGUGAAGACAGAAAUCGGAUUACUUUUUUUUCAUUGUGGUUUUUUUU